AUGGUUUUUACAUUUGUUGUUGCCGGAUGGGAAGGAAUUGCACAUGAUUCUAGAAUUUUGUCUGAAGCUUUAACAGAUGGUGAUAUUGGAUUUCCAUUUCCUCCUUUAGAUAAAUAUUACCUAUGUGAUGYUGCGUAUACAAAUACUCGCGGAUUUAUGGCGCCAUAUCGUAAUGUUAGAUAUUGGCUCGGAGAUUUUCGUCGUCGACGAGCAAUGAACAAGUAUGAAAAGUUUAAUCAUUCUCAUGCAAAACUUAGAAAUGUUAUUGAACGUUCUUAUGGCGUCCUGAAAGCACGUUUUCCAAUAUUGAAAAGAAUGGCACCAUUUACACUUGAGGUUCAAAGAGACGUUGUUAUUGCAUGUUUUGCGGUUCACAACUUCAUACGGAAGGAAGAUUUAAGUGAUGAGCUAUUUUCUGAGUAUGAAGGGAACGAUGAUGAGGAUGAGGCUGAAGAGAUUCAAUCGCAUGGAA
Molecule: messenger RNA, 472 nt
Organism: Cynara cardunculus var. scolymus (artichoke)
Lineage: Eukaryota; Viridiplantae; Streptophyta; Magnoliopsida; Asterales; Asteraceae
Exons: 2
Source: RefSeq, a predicted model, not a curated record